Messenger RNA from Bemisia tabaci, 1380 nucleotides. Lineage: Eukaryota; Metazoa; Arthropoda; Insecta; Hemiptera; Aleyrodidae. The record is from RefSeq and is a predicted model, not a curated record.
AUCAAUUUUAAACUAAUUUUGGAAGCGAUAACAGAUACAUAAUUUCCCUAUAUCAUAACGCAUUUCGUCCGCGUCCGCCAUUACUGUUGACGGAGCCACGCAGUAUGACCAACCUUGCUUUUUUUCCCCGAAACAAGAGACACCUGUUUCCGACGAAACGGGCGGAAACGCGUUCCCCUUGUCACCGGAAACGGAAAUGGAAUCUGAAGUUGUUCAAAGGAUUGGGAUUUUCACUGAUUUUCCUUUUGUAUUUACCGUCAGUACUGUCAUGGAUGGUGAUGCGUUUGGUACGUGCGACGGUUGUUCUUUAACAACGGAAGAGUUUUAUCGAAUCGUUACGAAUCGUAGUCUACUUUUAAAAUUUUUAGAAAGACACGGUGUCAUUUCCCGUUAUUCAAAAUGUGGUAGGUGUGAGAGCCGCUUAAGUGUUAAUCGAGACGGGAAAAAACUUGUAUUCCGGUGCAGAAAGAAGGUGACUGUUAAGAAGAAGAAGAAAAAGUGUUGUAAUUACAAAGCUAGUAUUUUUAAAAAUACUUACUUUGAAAACAGCAAUUGGACUGUUAAAAAAGUGUUGAUUGCCGCCUGGCAUUGGCUAACACGCGAUCCUCCGCGGCAAAAUUUUAUCCGCAAGGAAACGAAAGGUAGCAAAGCAACAGUCGUGGAUUGGGCUAGUUUUAAUAGAGAAGUGUUAUUAGAUUGGUGUGAUCGGAAUAGUGCUAAAGAUUUGAUCGGAGGCCCCGGGGAAGAAGUUGAGAUUGAUGAAGAGAAGUUUGGUAAGCGAAAGUACAACCGCGGGAGGAGAGUGAAGGGACAGUGGGUUUUUGGUGGCACUUUACGGAGCGAUCCAAAAGUGAUUUUCCUCGAGCCAGUAGAGCGUCGAGAUAAAGAGACUCUUUUAGAAAUUAUUCAAAGAAGAAUCAAGCCCGGUACCUGUAUUUUAUCCGAUUGUUGGAAAUCAUACGAUUGUUUAUGGGACGAAGGUUACACCCAUUUCACUGUUAACCACACCUACAGCUUCGUGGACCCCGAAACCGGCGCUCACACGCAACACAUCGAACGCGCCUGGCGUGAGGUCCGAGCUCGUAUUCCUAGGUACGGACGUAAAGACGCCCAUUUCGUAGGGUAUCUGGCAGAAUUUAUGUUUAAGAGAAGUUUCCCUGAUCACACUGUGCGUUUACAUGAAUUUUUGAAGGCAGCUGCAAACUUGUAUCCUCCGAUUAGACCGUCCACGUGAAAGUGAGUCAUAUUACUUCAAAUUCAAAUUUUUUAAUUUACUAAGUUUUUCCAUUGUUACUACAAGACCUGACAGAUCCUGCCCCACAAGCCUGAGUGGCGUAAGGCAUCCCUCGGGAGGUUAGGUUAGGUUAGGUUAAUGAUUAC